CGUGGCAGUGGCCUGGGUCUCCGCCGCAGACGGUGCCGCUGCCGCCGCCGCCUCAGUCAGUCAGUCAGUCCCCAGCAAUGGCGGAAGGAGGUGAGCGACAGGAGCUGGUCUCGCUGCUGCCGGUCUCCCCAGCCAAGCGGCUGUGCUCGUGGCCCAGUCCGCAGGCUCACCACCCUCGCGGUUCGCCCGGGGCGGCCAGCGGCGGGGCGAGGGGCGUCAGUGGCAGCAGCGUGCCCCCCGGGGCCCGCCCCCACCUGCAGCCAGAGUCCUUGCUGGACUGCGCCGCCAAGACGGUGGCGGAAAAGUGGGCGUACGAGCGGGUAGAGGAGCGCUUCGAGCGGAUCCCGGAGCCCGUGCAGCGCCGCAUCGUCUACUGGUCUUUCCCGCGGAAUGAGCGGGAGAUCUGCAUGUACUCCAGCUUCCAGUACCGGAGCGGCUCCGGCGCGGCUGGCGGCGCCGCAGGGGCUUCGCCAAUCGAGGAGGGGCCGCCGCUGCCCCCCGGGGCCGCCGCUCCGGUCGGCUCCGCCCCCGGGGCCGCCGCGGCUGGGGUGUCCCCGGGGCUGGGCGCUGGUGCCGGCGCGGCCGGUGGCGGCGGUGAAGGACUGCCCUUCCGCCGGGGCAUCCGCCUGCUGGACAGCGGCUCCGUGGAGAACGUGCUGCAAGUCGGCUUCCAUCUGAGUGGCACAGUAACUGAGCUGGCUACUGCCUCUGAACCAGCAAUGACUUACAAAGUUGCAAUCAGUUUUGAUCGAUGCAAAAUCACUUCAGUGUCAUGUGGCUGUGGGAACAAGGACAUAUUCUACUGUGCUCAUGUGGUAGCACUCUCACUCUACAGGAUCCGUAAGCCAGACCAAGUCAAACUGCGUCUUCCUAUCUCAGAAACCCUUUUCCAGAUGAAUAGGGACCAGCUACAAAAGUUUAUUCAAUAUUUAAUCACAGCACACCACACUGAAGUUCUUCCUACUGCACAGAAACUGGCAGAUGAGAUUCUGUCCUCCAACUCAGAAAUCAACCAAGUGCACGGUGCCCCUGACCCUACAGCUGGGGCCAGCAUUGACGAUGAGAACUGUUGGCAUUUGGAUGAAGAACAAGUGAAAGAACAAGUGAAGCUCUUUCUUUCCCAUGGGGGUUACUAUGGUUCUGGAAAGCAACUCAACUCAAUGUUUGCCAAGGUUCGAGAGAUGCUACGGAUGAGAGAUUCUAAUGGAGCCAGGAUGCUGACACUAAUAACUGAGCAGUUUAUGGCUGACCCACGACUCACACUCUGGAGACAGCAAGGAACAAGCAUGACAGACAAAUGCAGACAGCUCUGGGAUGAACUAGGUGCCUUAUGGGUGUGCAUCAUUUUAAAUCCACACUGCAAACUGGAGGAAAAAUCCUGUUGGCUGCAGCAACUGCAGAGGUGGAAUGACCUGGACGUCUGUCCCCUGGAAGAUGGGAACUAUGGACAUGAGCUACCCAACAUCACCAAUGCACUUCCCCAGAAUGCCAGUCACAGCCCAGACUCCUUAUCCAGACCAAGACGAACAGUGUUCACUAGAGCCAUCGAGGGCCGUGAAUUGCAUUGGCAGGACAGCCACUUACAGCGAAUAAUCAGCAGCGAUAUGUAUAUAGCUCCUGCCUGCCAGCGGGAAAACGAGAGACUGCUCUUUAAUUCCCAAGGCCAGCCCUUGUGGCUUGAGCAUGUACCUACAGCCUGUGCCCGGGUUGAUGCCCUGCGUUCCCAUGGUUAUCCAAAAGAGGCCCUCAGACUCACAGUCGCCAUUAUCAAUACUUUGAGGUUGCAGCAACAGCGGCAGCUGGAAAUCUACAAGCAUCAGAAGAAAGAACUGUUGCAGAGAGGAACCACAACCAUCACAAACCUGGAGGGCUGGGUGGGCCACCCCCUGGACCCCAUUGGCUGCCUAUUUCUCACUUUGACUGAGGCCUGCCGCCUGAAUGAUGAUGGCUAUCUGGAAGUAUCAGAUGUAAGUGAAAGCAGACCUCCUGUGUACCAGCAUGUACCUGUGGCUGCAGGCUGCCCAAACAACAGUGAGUCCUACCUGUCAUUAGCCCUGGAAGUUGCUCUGAUGGGGAUGGGUCAACAGAGGGUGAUGCCUGAAGGCCUCUACGCACAGGACAAGGUGUGCCGCAAUGAGGAGCAGCUCCUGAGUCGACUGCAGGAGCUGCAGCUGGAUGAUGAGCUAGUGCAAACACUGCAGAAACAAUGCAUCUUACUGCUGGAAGGAGGCCCCUUCAGCGGUCUGGGAGAAGUCAUCCACCGAGAGAGUGUGCCUAUGCAUACCUUUGCCAAGUAUUUGUUCUCAGCUCUUCUGCCUCAUGAUCCAGACCUGUCCUAUAAAUUAGCCUUACGUGCCAUGAGGUUACCUGUUCUAGAAAACUCAGCUUCUACAGGUGACAGUUCCCACCCUCAUCAUAUGGUGUCUGUGGUGCCCAGCCGUUAUCCUCGCUGGUUCACGCUUGGACAUUUGGAAUCACAGCAGUGUGAACUGGCCUCCACCAUGCUGACUGCUGCCAAAGGGGACACUCUGAGGCUCCGAACAAUCCUGGAAGCAGUACAGAAGCACAUCCAUUCUUCCUCCCUCAUCUUCAAACUGGCCCAAGAUGCAUUCAAGAUUGCAACUCCCACGGACAGUAGUACCGAUAGCACCCUGCUCAACGUGGCCCUGGAGCUGGGGUUACAGGUGAUGCGGAUGACCUUAUCAACCCUCAACUGGAGACGUCGGGAGAUGGUACGAUGGUUGGUGACAUGUGCUACAGAAGUGGGUGUGCGGGCCCUCGUGAGCAUCUUGCAGAGCUGGUACACACUCUUCACUCCCACCGAGGCUACUAGUAUUGUGGCUGCCACCGCCGUGUCUCACACCACUAUCCUGCGCCUAAGUCUCGACUAUCCACAACGAGAGGAGCUGGCUAGCUGUGCUCGCACGCUGGCCCUGCAGUGUGCCAUGAAGGAUCCACAGAGUUGUGCCCUGUCAGCCCUUACGCUCUGUGAGAAGGACCACAUUGCCUUUGAGGCAGCCUACCAGAUCGCCAUUGAUGCCGCCGCUGGCGGCAUGACCCACUCACAGCUGUUCACCAUCGCCCGCUACAUGGAGCUCCGUGGCUACCCACUACGUGCCUUCAAACUGGCCUCACUGGCCAUGAACCAUCUCAACCUGGCCUACAACCAGGACACCCACCCAGCCAUCAAUGAUGUGCUCUGGGCAUGCGCUCUCAGCCAUUCUCUGGGCAAGAAUGAGCUAGCAGCCCUCAUCCCCCUGGUGGUGAAGAGUGUGCACUGCGCCACAGUGCUUUCAGACAUCCUGCGUCGCUGCACAGUGACAGCUCCUGGCCUGGCUGGCAUCCCAGGCCGCCGCAGCUCUGGAAAGCUCAUGUCCACUGACAAAGCUCCCCUGCGCCAACUGCUGGACGCCACCAUCAACGCCUAUAUCAACACCACACACUCACGCCUGACACACAUCAGUCCCCGCCACUAUGGAGAGUUCAUUGAGUUUCUGAGCAAGGCUCGGGAAACCUUCUUACUACCCCAGGAUGGCCACCUGCAGUUUGCCCAGUUCAUCGACAACCUCAAGCAGAUAUACAAAGGCAAGAAGAAGCUGAUGCUGCUGGUACGAGAGCGCUUUGGCUAAGAAAACAGACAGCUCACUGCUAGGGCAGGCUGGACUCCCAGGUACUGUCAGGCGAGGCCAAGGACACAAAGAUUUGUCUACCCUGAGAGGACUCUGAGCACCUGUGGCUGAAGCUAAAGGACCACAGCGCUAAAGAUGGGGAGAGUCCAACUCUAGCUAAUAAACCUGCCUUGGCAAAGUUCUCACUACAGCCCACUGUUCUGGAGGAGCAGGCCCUGCAGAUCGAUCAGAAACCCUACAACAUGCCACCUCACAUCCCUAAAUCCUGUGUGUCCUAGGCACUGGUCCUCUCUCUUCUGGCAAAUACAGAAUACUGUUCCGUCUCAGGGAUUGCUUAACCAGAGAAACAGAAGCAUUUAUGGUAUUGUAAAUACUAUACUAUAUGUGUUGCCAAUUACAUUGUAAAGUUGUAACUAUUUAUAAUUCUGGUUCUAAUUUGAUGGACACUUGAAGUAGCUGUGAAUGGGAUGAUAGGCUGAUUGAAUGGAGGUCUUUUAUUUUCUGAAGAGACUCACAACCAUUUCUCAGGUUUCUUUUGCUGAGUGUAUGUUGUCAGCAGUGGAAGAGUAUGGUUGGCAGGGAGAGAAAUGGCCAGUUAGAAUAAAUCUCAAGUCUAGUCUAUGCAGAAACCCCAGCCUGCAGAUGAGGCCUCUAUAGCCCAGUGGUGAGUGAGGGGCAGAGGCCAGGACAGAACUUAGAAUUUGCCUCAUUAAGCUAUGAUGACCCUGAGGCUCCUGAUCCUGCCUCACAUGGCCUCUCCAGGAGCCUGCUGAGCUCCUGAAAAAUAAUUAAGGAAGAAGAUGAGGGUCUGGGAAGUCAUUGAUCUUAUAAUGUACAUCUACUCUGCUCACCUUAGUGUUAGAGAGUCUGGUUUCAUCUCUAAUUAUGUAUGUAUGCGUGUAUCUGUAUGGCUAAAUACAUGUGUCUGUGCAUAGAUACAUCUGUGCAUGCUUGUCUAUAUGUAUACAUCUAUAUGUAUCUGUCAGUUCUGCACGUGUGUACAUGCCUGUACACGUACACGUCUGCCGGGCUGUGGGUUUCUGUGUGCAUAUACACAUUUACAUACAUGUGUGAAUAUAUGAACACAAGUGUGUAUGUGUCUAUGCAUGUUUAGUAUCUAAUCACACAUGAAUGCAUGUUUGUGUCUCUGUGUGUGCCUGCUAUCCAUGGAUCUCUCUUUAUGUGUAACUGUGUAUAUUUCUACAUGGAGGUAUGCCUGUGCACUCAUGUGUUUGAGGAUCUGCAUGAACAUGUCCCUUCUCUCUUUGCCAGAUUUCUCUUCCCUAUUCCUCUCUUAAGUCUCUCUUACCAGCUGAACAUGUUCCUAAUCUGUGUGCCCCCUCUAUUCACCAUUCUCUCAUGAAACAAGCUUCCAAGCACAGUCUCUUUUGGCCCUAAGACUGACUACUUGAGCUCCACGGUUCUCUUCUUGCUCCACAUCCUUGCUUUCUUUCCCUGCCUUUCUACCUCAAGCUUCCUCUGCCUGCUAUUGUCAUAGACCAUGUGGUUGCUGAUAUGGAGGCUGGGGCUGGAAUGCAUUUGGCCUUUCCCUUUCUGACUAAUUUCUAGCCCUACCAGACAACCCGUUUUAGCCCUGGCUGACUUCCACAGUAUAUCAUGCUCCUGCUGCCUUCCUGUCCCCUCUUGUCAGCCUGGAAUUAUAGGAGGUAGCAAAGGGUAUUCAGAAGUCAUUUGGAUACCAGUGUCUUGGUGUUUACUGUUUCAUGUCUUAGUUCCUGAGUGGGGGUGGGGUGGGAUGUGGUAGGGAAGGGUUGGUAUAGCUAGAGUGUGAACUAAGGUCCUCCU
This is a messenger RNA of Choloepus didactylus (southern two-toed sloth), 5435 nucleotides long. It is a transcript of the gene ZSWIM5, whose product is annotated as zinc finger SWIM-type containing 5. NCBI's taxonomy places the organism in Eukaryota, Metazoa, Chordata, Mammalia, Pilosa, Megalonychidae. Gene Ontology annotation, molecular function: zinc ion binding. Gene Ontology annotation, cellular component: Cul2-RING ubiquitin ligase complex. The record is from RefSeq and is a predicted model, not a curated record. Bases 78 to 3629 code for a protein of 1183 amino acids. The transcript has 14 exons.